Messenger RNA from Lineus longissimus, 1387 nucleotides. RefSeq lists its product as uncharacterized. The coding region runs from base 212 to 841 and encodes 209 amino acids. The record is from RefSeq and is a predicted model, not a curated record. Lineage: Eukaryota; Metazoa; Nemertea; Pilidiophora; Heteronemertea; Lineidae. The transcript is spliced from 7 exons.
UGCUGAUAUCAUAAUAAUCACUAGAAAGGCCUAGAAGUCAUGUGUUUGAUUUAUCAGGCAUUCCUCUGUCCGACUGACUGACCCCAUAGUUUAUCCAAAACAUUAUUGAGACUGAGGGCAACAAUGUGAACACCGAUAUUUGCCUGGAGCUGAUGAAUUCGAUUGUCUCCUAUCUUUACCUGGAUUGUCACCUCGUAGUUAAAUUUCCAAGAUGGUGUGUUGCUUGAGUAUGGCCCAAGGGCCAGUGCAAGCCAUCCUGAGACCAGGUCUUUGGUUCCCUGGAGUCAACCGCCUUCAUAGUCAUAGAGAAUGUUGGGAGCUGCCCAUUGAUGUGACACCCAUUCAGUUCAUUGAGAUGAUCACAACUGCUGUUGAUAAGAUUCAAGGAGAGGAUGAAGAAAAGAGAGUCUGCAUGUCCAAACCAACCUAUCAAAUACACAAGACAAACCCAGAAACUGGUUUUGUCCGCAUUUUGUGCUACACCAGAGCUGAAUGGCUAGAUGUCGUGGAAAUACAUUUAUCAACAGGAAAAGUUAUAUCGUUUUCAAGCGGCGUUCUUCCAACAUGGUUUCCGCUGUGUUUUGUAUUCAACUCGCUAUUGUUCUGGUGGCCAUUCUUUGAUUUCUACUUGAACAAGGAAAGACUGGCUAGAAUGAGGACCCUACUUGGCUUCAACCUGACGGCCAGUAUAAAUGACCCAGAGAGCCCAUACAAGCCAAACUCUACUGAACAGCCUCCAUCGGAGACAACCAGCCUCCCAGAGCCAUCAACCAACGACUUGUCUGUUGUCCACAGCGACAGCACACAUGAGGAGAGUGCCAAUAGAGAUGAACAGGCCUAGACAGACUUUGAAAAGGAGAACUCUUGAUGCAUGGGUGGCGAUGCUCCUUUGAGGACGCUGAAUCAACACCACCAACACCAGAAGAACAUGUCUCGACUUAUAACAGAAAUCUUGCGCAUGUGAAACCAGACACAAAACCUGGACACCUCAUUCCAUCUUCUGCCAAGCAAUUGAAUCGAGUUGAAUUUGAUUCAAAAACCUGUAAGGAUUAUUAUUGUGAAGCUUAUUUUAAUAUUUCUGCACGCCUUGUUUGCAGUGGAAGAGACAUGUUGUUCGUCUCUGGGACGGACUGAACCCAAGAUCAUAUACAUAGAGUUUGAUGGAAUGCUUCCAUGUUAUUCAUCCUGCAGUAUUCCCAAAUCCUCACUGGUAACUGCAUCUCAAAAUAUUGAUGAUUCUAUAUCAAUAUUAUAUAAUCUGAUAUUGAAAAUCAGCAAGUCAUUUGUGUUAAAAACACAAUUUUAAAGAUUUUCCAAUUUUGAGAUACAUGUACAAAUAUGCAAUCUUACUGACUUUUCCAAUUAUUUUAACAAUAAUAUCAACGUU